Diachasmimorpha longicaudata is the source of this 1496-nucleotide messenger RNA. Its product is annotated as optic atrophy 3 protein homolog. The coding region runs from base 400 to 900 and encodes 166 amino acids. Gene Ontology annotation, biological process: regulation of lipid metabolic process. The transcript has 2 exons. Lineage: Eukaryota; Metazoa; Arthropoda; Insecta; Hymenoptera; Braconidae. The record is from RefSeq and is a predicted model, not a curated record. Gene Ontology annotation, cellular component: mitochondrion.
AUUAACCUUCGCAAAAAAUUCGAGUUUGAUAUAAUUUAAUCAUUUUUUGAAUAAUGGAAAAUUACUUUUUGCUCAGUGAAUUAAAAAAUCGUUGAAAUCUUAUUAUAUUUAAAACAAAUUGUCCCUAAAAAAUUCCUCAUCUCAGUACAAAAAUAAUUGUUCUUCUCCCGAUUUUCCCCCUCAUUCGAAAAUUUCCGUCGCCGAGGUGCGAGUGUCUCUUGACUGUCCCCAAGAGUUUGAGGUUAUCCUGUAACCCCACGUUCAAAGUUCAGAAGUUUUCCCUCAGUUAACACCAUCCAACCUCGCGCAGUGACUAUAAAUUUCUCCACAAGCCUCCAACUAUCCCAGAAUAGCAUUCUCCAGUGGAUAAAAAAAAAAACAAGUCUCAAACGUUCAAUUAUGAAGGAUCACUUUCCACUGUCAAAACUUGUUGUUUUGCUAUGCAGACAACUUGCAAAACCACUGUCACUGAGAAUCGUUAAUUUUGCCAGGGGACAUCGAUACUUCCGAUAUUACGGAUUAGUUGUACCAGGCAAAAUUUAUCAUCGCCUUGAGCUGAAUACUAAACGUUAUCUUCCCAAUGACAAGUCAAAGGAGAUCGAGGGGAGGAUGGAAAUUGGGGAGUCUGAGGCUAUUGAGAUUGGUGCACAGCUUGUCCUUGAGGGACUGGUAUUCACAAUAUUAGCUGGUUUUCUCAUACUCGAGAACAAUCGCUCGUCAAAACGAAAUGAAUUGAUGGAGUCUGAACGUACACGUGAGCUCAACAAACUGGAAGAACGUAAAGCCGAAGUAGUGGAUAUAUUUUCACGUCAGGCUAAGCUAAUUCAUGAACUUCGUGGGAAAGUUGACGAUUACUCAUUGCAAAGUCGGUCGUCGGCCUCUGUCACGUCAGACGUCUAGCUGUUUCAAUGGAUAAAAUACGAGAGCGUCUAAUCCACUGAAUGCUCUAACCAAUUCUCUAGGAGUUUCUGGGAAAGCCUUGCCAACCCUCACUUUCUCAUCUUCCACCCAAUUCUCCAUUUUAAUCUGACUUUAAAUUUCAAGUUCCACGAGUGGGAUUAGUUCAAACUAUUAAUUACUCAAUGAAUUAUUAUUAUUCCCUCUACGAGGAAAAAAAUUCUCUAAUAUAUUACCGUCAGUUUAUGAAAAAGAGUUGGAUUGUCGACUUCUCUAACUUGAAAUAUACAUGAUUUUUUUCUUGUGAAAUAUUUGGUGGGAAUAAUUAAUUACCGAUCAAGAAUUUAUUAAGAGAAAAGAAGAAAUUAAAUGGUCCCCCUUCCUCCCCCUCUCGCAGUGAUGUAUUUGUAGGAGCUUGAGUGGGGUCACGUCAGCCGACUUAUCUUUCCCUUCCACGUGGCCGAGUUAGUGGAUGAGUAAUGUUUUAUUUCAUUUUUAUUUUAUUUUUAUUUCCACCUCCUCCCCCCCUCCUCCCGCUGGUUUUUCUCGAUUAAGGAGAAAACCAGAUUUCACCCCUUGGAUAAAGAGUCUCUCGUCAG